AUGGCUAACAACAACUCAUUAGUUGGUGGUGAACCUGUGACACGGCGUAACAGUGACAUGAUCAUUGUAAUACAGGUACUAGUGUCAGUUUUCCUAUGCAUCAACUUUUUGCUGCUCACAACCUUUUUUAUGAAGGAAUUUUUCUACACAAACAUGCGCUACAUCUUAUUUGCUACUACAUUACUGUCUGAUUGUCUGAUCUUGAUUCUAUCAAAUAUCUUGGCCAUCUUUGACAAUUUUCAGUGGACCAUGCAAAUAUUGUUAUGUCUCAUUUUCUGCAUUUUGUCAUUUGUGUACACUGUCGUCACACCACUUACUCUGACAGCAAUGACCCUGGAGCGCUAUGUGGCCAUAUGCAUGCCCCUGCGCCACGGAGAGCUGUGCUCCACACGCAGCACUGUGCACUGUAUCUUCAUCAUUCACGGCCUCAGCUCUGUACCCUGUUUUGUUAAUGUCUUAAUCUUCUUUGCAUCAGCUCCUCUCAGCUUCUACAGACAAUACAGAGUAUGUUCAGCUGAGAUAUUCAUUUUGUACAGUUGGCAGGGUCAUAUCUGGUCAGCGAUAUAUCAGUUUUACUUCUUAAUUAUGUGUAUCACUAUUGUAUUCUCCUAUAUUAAGAUAAUGAAAGUGGCCAAAGCUGCAUCAGGAGAAAAUAAAAAGUCAACAUGGAAAGGGCUCAGAACAGUAAUUCUUCAUGCUUUCCAGCUGCUGCUCUGUCUCAUCCAACUGUGGUGCCCAUUCAUAGAAGCUGCUGUACUUCAGAUUGAUGUUAGGUUAUAUAUUAAUGUCAGGUACUUUAAUUACAUUAUAUUUUACCUUACUCCAAGAUGUCUGAGUCCUCUUAUUUAUGGCCUCAGGGAUGAAAAGUUUUUUCUGGCACUGAAGUACUAUGUUUUCUGUGGCCUUGUUGAGAACAGUUCUUUUCAUUUGACAAAUUAG
This is a messenger RNA of Plectropomus leopardus (leopard coralgrouper), 939 nucleotides long. Lineage: Eukaryota; Metazoa; Chordata; Actinopteri; Perciformes; Serranidae. The record is from RefSeq and is a predicted model, not a curated record.